This is a messenger RNA of Gasterosteus aculeatus aculeatus (three-spined stickleback), 1266 nucleotides long. It is a transcript of the gene pomk, whose product is annotated as protein O-mannose kinase. NCBI's taxonomy places the organism in Eukaryota, Metazoa, Chordata, Actinopteri, Perciformes, Gasterosteidae. Gene Ontology annotation, molecular function: ATP binding; protein kinase activity; carbohydrate kinase activity. Gene Ontology annotation, cellular component: endoplasmic reticulum membrane. The record is from RefSeq and is a predicted model, not a curated record. Gene Ontology annotation, biological process: protein phosphorylation; protein O-linked glycosylation; carbohydrate phosphorylation.
CUCAUUCUGGCUGCUGGCGGAUUUCAAGCACACGUCGCGUGUUGCUGUUAAACCGCGUUAGCAGUACACGAGUUGUUUUCAUGGCACCAUGUAACCCCACGUAACUACAGGUGGAGGGCACCAUGAGUUCCAUGUCCCAUGGCUUCCCAGCAGUGGGCUUGUGCCUUGCUGCUUUGCUACUCAGCAAUGCCUUACUUUACCUCUACCUGGAGUCUUUGUAUCCGACCGAUGAGCUGCUGCUGUCCUCCCAUGUCGGCUGUGAACCUCGACAUUUUAAAAUGGCCACCAUGAAGAACUGCAUCCCCUGGCUCCAGUGUUCACAGAUAAACGCUGAAGUACGCAAGCUGAAACUGAUUGGCCAGGGAGCGGUUAAGAAGGUCCACCUGGCAGAGUGGAGGGGUCAGAAGGUAGCUUUGUCCCAACUGUCCUCUCUGGAUUACCUGGAAGACUUUCUCCAUGGAGUUUCUAUGUUACAGGCCCUUCAGGGCCCCCACGUGGUGCAGCUGGUGGGCUUUUGCCUUGAUAACCACACCCAGGUCACAGAGUACCACCCACUUGGCUCUUUGCUUAACCUGGAUAGCAUUCUGGCUCAAGAGCAGCACCAGCAGCACAACACAUGGCAGAUGCGACUGAGGCUGGCCAUGGAUUACGUCUCCAUCCUUCAUUAUCUUCAUGGCGGCCCAGCCGGGCGGCGGGUUAUGUGCGAUUCCAGCAGCUUGGAGAAAACUCUCACCCAGUUUCUGCUGACUAGUGACUUUCGCCUGGUAGUAAACGAUCUCGAUGCGCUGCCUGAGGUGGACCCGUCCAGAGGCUUGCUGGUGAAAUGCGGACACCGAGAGCUCACUGGGGACUUUGUGGCCCCAGAGCAGCUUUGGCCAUUCAGAACCAAAGGGAAGCCGUUUGCAGAUAACCUCAUGCCUGGGUAUGAUGAGAGAACAGACAUCUGGAAGAUCCCAGACGUGACAUGGUUCCUGAUGGGACGGGUACCGGGAGGGGAUGUGGUCCACUUUCAUCUUUUUCAGAUUCACGAGAAGUGUAAGAAGGAAGAUCCCAAACUUCGUCCUUCAGCACUGGAUGUUUUGAAUGUGUACCGAUCCGUGUACGGUAGCAUGGUGCGGGACAAUGCUGGCUUUAGAGACAUGCUGUAGAAUACGUGUCUCCAUAACGGAGUCACUUACAAAAGACCAGUAAGGUGCAAUAGAGAUUCAAGCUACAGUUUUGAAAUGUUGUGCAGUUUAAUAAACGUUACUGGGUUUGGAACAAAGA